UGGGCGAUCAAAAGGUUUGCAAGUUGAGUCACUCGACGUUUAGAGAGAUGACGUAGUCAACAUCUGCUGUUUGUGUGUGUUCAUCCACGCGGCCAGUGUAAUAUUUGGACGUUCCAAGUACGUCAGAUUUUAAAAUUGUGUUGCUUUGAUGUCUUGCAUUGUAUAGAGAAGAACUCCUUAUGUCCAUGAGAAACUCGGAUUCCUUUGAGUAUAUUCAUUUUUUUCAACAAGAACCAAUGCCUGUAACUAUGAAGUUUCAAACAAUAUUAGAGGGGCAGCAGGCACUUAUACUUAAUCAUCUUGGUGAAGGACGUGUUGUUGUUGGUCCAAAAAGAGUCUACCUAUUUCGUGAAAGAGUACAGUUACUACAUCACUUCAAAGCUACACACUACGAGUACUUGUACAUAAAAUGGAAAGACGGAAGUUUAGAAAACAAACCAGGGCCAUGUGAAAUCUUUCAUAACCCAUUAGAACAGGAAAUCAUCCGAGUUAAGGAUGCAACUAAAUUGAACGCAAACCAAGUGUUAGUAGUAUACAAGACCAAAGCCAGUAAGGGGGAGACUAUGGUUGAAAGAAGGAUCGUUUGGGGACCAACUGUGUUUGUACCUGCCGCGGAUGAAUGGUUACACGAGUUUAUCUGGCAUGGGGCAAAUGAGAAAGUCAACAAAACUGUGAUGAUAGCAGGCUAUAAUAGAUUUACUAAACUCACCAUCAUACCGGGUCAUUUUUAUUACAACGUACGGGAAGUGCGUACAUAUGACGAUACACAGAUCGUUGUCAAGUUAAUGUUGUUUUAUGAACUCAAAAAUAUUGAAAAGAUGUAUGUCCUUCUCUCACAACCACCAAUGUACGUUAUUAACAGCAUGUUAUUUCUUAUUUUCAUUUUCAGUGCCCUGUGUGCUGAUGUUGUUGCAUUUGCUGCAAAGUUGAGUUAUGAAGAAUUCCAGCAACAAGCUGGCAAGCUAAAUUCACUGAAUACUUACCCACAGUUAAUGCAGAGAUCUACACGUAUUGGUUAUGAGAUCAGUAAAGUUGUCUACAGAGGUUACCAUGCAGGAGAACACUUGCAGUUGAUGCAAGACAAUGCGAUAAAGAGUCGCACUGAGUUGAAACUGAACACUGAAAUCCAAGAAGGUGAACAGAAGAUAGCUGAUUACAAAAUAAGGAAAGAACAAGCAAGAAGCAAAGAACAACAAGAGAUGGAGAACCGGAUUCAUGAACACAAACAAAAACUUGAAGACAUGAAACAAGAGUGCAACCUACAGCUUGCUGAGAAAAGACAUAUCGAGAAUACAAAGCUUGAUGAGAUGGAGAGUAAAAUGCUGCAGGAGAUUAAAGCAGCCGAUGAUGCCCGUCAAAUUGAAACACUGAACAAGUUAGAACAGUUGGGUGUUGACAUGACCAAGUAUCUUGUUAAUCGACAAGGGUCUGCUAUAGAUCAAGAAGUCCAGUUCUGUUAA
This is a messenger RNA of Saccoglossus kowalevskii, 1460 nucleotides long. RefSeq lists its product as uncharacterized. Lineage: Eukaryota; Metazoa; Hemichordata; Enteropneusta; Harrimaniidae. The record is from RefSeq and is a predicted model, not a curated record.